Cavia porcellus (domestic guinea pig) is the source of this 5600-nucleotide messenger RNA. RefSeq names its product arylsulfatase G (gene Arsg). Bases 798 to 2390 code for a protein of 530 amino acids. The record is from RefSeq and is a predicted model, not a curated record. The transcript is spliced from 13 exons. NCBI's taxonomy places the organism in Eukaryota, Metazoa, Chordata, Mammalia, Rodentia, Caviidae. Gene Ontology annotation, molecular function: arylsulfatase activity.
GGCCUUUCCUGACCAGGAAGCGCGUCGCUGCCCGGGUGCGGGCCUGGGGACCUGCAGCUGCUUGCAGCCGGCGGCGCGCCACCUGUUUCCGCUCCGGGACUUCCCCCAGCGGCUCGAAGUGUGCAGUCCGCAUCGUGGCCCGGCCCGGCUGGGCCCCAACGACGGAGCGCAGCCUCCCACCCCGCAGCCUGCCAGCCUGGGGAGGCGUGGGUGACAGCCUUGCGCGCGCGCUCUGGCACGGCCCUGCAAAUCAGGACGGCGAUGGCCGCCGAGCAGUGAAACCUUUCAGAAACCUCAACCAUCUGGAACUCAGAAACUCAUUUGGGGCUGACUGCGGCUUCUAGAACAUCCAGGUGUUCUGCAGAUGCGAGAAUUUAUCCUGCAGUCACCAGAUCGAGUCCCAGACAGAUGCAAUGCCUGUGAUGUGGCCUGGACAGCCCUAAAUACAGAGGGGUCACUUGCGGAGUGGCCAGAAAGUGGUCAUUGAUACUGACGCCUGACUGUUAAACCCAGCUGGUCAUCUUGUUAAGCCACAGUGGGGAAACAGCUCCUAAGCAGGGGGAGGCCAAGUUAGGGUUGCCAGUUUCUUGACUCUUGAAUUAGAUUUCCAAAUGGAGGCCUCAUGUCUGUAGUCUUCACACACCUGUAGCCAUCAUCACCGUCAUCACCAGUGUGUUCUUGCAACCUUCUCUCCAGCUCCCCCCUGGACUUCCUGCACUGAAAGCGAACAGAGACAGGCCGAGAGAAGCCUCUAGUGGUGGCCCACCAUUCCUCCAGACAGUCUUCCCCUUCCAACCAUGGGCUGGCUUUUUCUGAAGGUUUUGUUGGUGGGAGUGAGUUUCUCCGGAUUUCUUUAUCCUCUUGUGGAUUUCUCCAUCAGUGAAAAGGCAGCAGGCCAGAGGCCAAAUUUUGUGAUCAUUUUGGCUGAUGACAUGGGGUGGGGUGAUUUAGGAGCAAACUGGGCAGAAACCAAGGACACUGUCCACCUUGAUAAGAUGGCUUCGGAAGGAAUGAGGUUUGUGGACUUCCAUGCGGCCGCAUCCACCUGCUCACCCUCCCGAGCUUCCUUGCUUACCGGCCGGCUGGGCCUUCGCAAUGGAGUCACACGCAACUUCGCGGUUACCUCUCUGGGAGGCCUCCCGCUCAACGAAACCACCUUGGCAGAGGUGCUGCAGCAGGCCGGCUAUGUCACCGGCAUGAUAGGCAAAUGGCAUCUUGGGCACCAUGGAUCUUAUCACCCCAACUUUCGUGGUUUUGAUUACUACUUUGGGAUCCCAUAUAGCCAUGACAUGGGCUGUACUGACACCCCGGGCUACAACCACCCUCCCUGCCCAGCGUGUCCACCAGGGGGUGGCCCACUGAGGAAACAUGAGAGGGCCUGUUACAUGGAUGUGGCCCUUCCCCUCUAUGAGAACCUCCACAUUGUGGAGCAGCCCGUGAACCUGAGCAGCCUUGCACAGAAGUAUGCCGAGAAAGCCGCCCAGUUCAUCCAACAGGCGAGUGCCAGUAGAAGACCCUUCCUACUCUACAUAGCCCUGGCCCACAUGCACGUGCCCAUAUCUGCGACCCAGCCGUUGGCAAACCCACAAGGCCAAAGGCCAUAUCAAGCAGGUCUCCGGGAGAUGGACAGUCUGGUGGGUGAGAUCAAGGACACAGUUGACCGCACAGCGAAAGAACACACAUUCUUCUGGUUUACAGGAGACAAUGGCCCAUGGGCUCAGAAGUGUGAGCUGGCAGGCAGCAUGGGUCCUUUCACUGGAUCGUGGCAGACCCGUCAAGGCGGAAGUCCAGCCAAGCAGACCACGUGGGAAGGAGGGCACCGGGUCCCAGCACUGGCAUAUUGGCCAGGCCAUGUCCCAGCCAAUGUCACCAGCACCGCUUUGUUAAGUAUCCUGGACAUUUUCCCCACUGUGGUGGCCCUGGCUGGAGCCAGCUUGCCCCAAGACCGGCACUUCGAUGGACUGGAUGUCUCCAGUGUGCUGUUGGACAGGUCUCAGAAGGGACAUAGGCCCUGUCUUCCUCAGGUGCUGUUCCACCCCAACAGUGGGGCGGCUGGGGAGUACGGAGCCCUGCAGGCCGUCCGCCUGGAGCAGUACAAGGCGUACUUCAUCACCGGGGGAGCUGAAGCCUGCGAUGGGAGCAUUGGGCCGGAGCAGCGGCACAUUCUGCCCCUCAUCUUCGACCUGGAAGAGGAUGCCGCAGAAGGUGUGCCGCUCCACAGGAGCAGUGCUGAGUACCAGGCCGUGCUGCCCCAGGUCAGGAAGGCUCUCAUGGAGGUCCUGCAGGACGUUGCCAGUGACAACGUUUCCAGAGCGGAUUAUACUCAGGACCCUUUGGCCACUCCCUGCUGCGGUCCCUACCACAUUGCCUGCCGCUGCCACACUGAGUAACAGGCCGGUGCUGCCACAAGGAGUAAUGCUUGUGAAUCAGGUUGAAUCUCCCUGAUUCAAACUUCUAGAACCGAACUUCCGGGAGAACAUGGCGGACAGAUAACAGCAACUACCGGAGGCUCUCUGAAAGACUCGGCUCAGAAGCCAGGAAUGGUGCGGACUAAGGAGACAUAAGCAGGUGGAGAUAUGCUCUGCUGACUCAGGAACGAACUGGGCUGAGAGAAACCAACUUGGAAUGCAGUCCUGGCGCUAAAACAGGAACAGAAAAGCCUCGGUGUGGAGUCUGGACCCCGCGCCAUUGUAAGCUGUGAUUUGGGUUUCCCGCCGCGUGGCGGCUGGCUGCCUCUACAGUGGCUCGACAAGGAGAGAGACACGCAGAAGCUCUGAGAACGGCAAUCUGCGAACGGCAGGGAGGCGUGCACUGACUUGUGGUGAGGUGAGUGAGAGAAACUGACACUCUACCACAGUUUGACUCCAGCAGAGGACUUUCUGGGCCCGAGCAGUCCUGCGGGAGCAGGGCACGGUGGCGACUCCAGCCAUACAUCCCCCUCUCGGGCGGGAUUGGUGAAAAGUGCCUGGCCUGCGUGACGCUGCUGGCGGACCUGGUAGGCUGUCCCAACCCAGAUCCCAGAGCCUGACGGUGGCCGGGAGGGGAGACGCGUAGGCUGCCUGGUCCGUAACUCCCUGGUGCCCAGCGGUGAGCGGGAACACCUAACUGGCGCAAUUCGAUCAGGCUGUGGCUGACUGGGAGAGAAGCUGGGCCUCUUAUAUAAGCUUGCAUAUAUAAGGAACAGAGAAGAAGAGGCAGCAUGGGAAGAGGCAGCAACAAGAAAGGCUCCUCGGCUCCCAAUUCUGAGAAUCAGGCAAUAGCAGACACCGCACCAAUACACAUAAGGCGCCAUAUAGAGAGCCUCAUAGACCAAUUCAGGAAUGAAUUUAUCAACGACCUGAAGCUAGAAGUAUGCAGAAUAGUUAGAGAAAUGCUAAGUACCACCCAAGAAAAAACAGGUGGUGGAAUAGAAGAACAGAAAAAAAGGGGAGAACUGUUUGAUGGAGAAAACAGAGAAAGCAUAGAAUACGUGAAGCAGGUUCAAAGGGACUACCAAGAUACUAAGAAGUCUAUCGAAGACUGGCAUAACAGCUUGAAAGAAACUAAGGACAGACUAUCUGAACUGGAGGGCAGACUUGUAAUAUGGGAGAAUGAAAUGAAAAACUUCUUAAAAAUAACAAAGAAACAAACAGCAAUAAUACAAAGACAAGAAGAUGAUAAGAGGAUCCAUAACUUAAGGAUUAAGAACAUAAAAGAAGAAGUAGGGACACAAACAAGUGAACUACAAAAGCUACUCACAGAAAUAAUCCAGGAGAAUUUUCCUAAUUUAGCAAAAGGUAAAGAUACUCAGAUGUAUGAGGCAUACAGGACCCCAGCUACCUACAACCCAAACAGAGCAACACCCAGGCAUAUAAUAAUAAAAAUUCCAGAAAUUCAAUACAAGAACAGAAUAUUAAAAGCUGUCAGAGACAAGAAACAGACCACUUACAAGGGAACACCCAUCAGAAUUACAGCAGAUUUCUCUGCACAAACCAUCAAAUCACGAAGAGCGUGGGGGGAAAUAAUUCAAGCUUUGAAAGAUAAUAAUCUCCAGCCAAGAUUGAGAUAUCCUGCACGACUGUCCCUGGAAAUUGAUGGAAAAACAAGGUGCUUCCAGGAUAAAGAGGAACUGGGGGAAUUUGCAACCACCAAUUCAACUCUACAGAGAGUAUUGCAGGAUAUUCUAAAAAAAGAAAAAUACAAAGAAUCCAGAAAUAAUGGCAGAGAGGCCACAACGAAUGGAGCAGGGAACAAAAUGAAGAAGACAAACUGACAGCUACUGAAAAAGAGCUCAACAGAAAUGAGGCAGAGAAGAUUGGAUGAUAGGAACAGCUAUUUUGAAGAAAAUGACAUCUUAAUAGGUAAUACUGAUUUAGUAUCAUCUUGUUUUGAAGUCUCAUCUAGCUUUUGUCCUUCUGUCUCCAACAGUCUAAAUAGGCUGUAUCUUAUUGGAUUUUAUUAUGUACGAUAGUAUAAGCAAAAACCUUUUAAAGACAAGGAGAUUAUACAGAAACCAUUGUUCAUUUUCUGUUAGUUGAUUCUAAAUACUCUGUAAUGCUGUCAUUCUCUUGAAUGGUUUUACAUUGCUUUGAUAUACUUAAUGCUACAGUAUCCGAAGUUGUACUCAAGGAUUUCAAAGAAAGAGACAAUAUGGUAACUACUUUUAGGUUAGGAUUAUCUGGUGGUGAAACACUAUUCUGCUUAAAUGGUUAUGUUUUGAUCUGCACUGUUUCGUUGUUAUGCCCUCUUUUAUCUCAAUCUCCACUCCAUUAUUUACUUUUUUAUCUUUAUCCUUUUAAUUAAAGGAAAAAAAUAGCAGGAUAUAUUAUAAUAACCCACUUUGACUUUUCAUUACCUUGAUUUAAAGCCCUGUAUUACUCUCACCAUCUGGUUUUUAACUGAUGUUCCCCUAUUCUGUUUUGCUGGAUAGUAUCAGGUUCAAAAGUUUAGCCAUCAGCUGUAAAGAUAAUGAGAUUCAUUAUGACGCCCAUUCUUGUUGACUUUUAUCUACUUUUGAAGACCUACAAUGUCUCCAAUGUUUUGGUUUUGUCGGUUUUAUUCUUUACUGUUUUGUUCAAUUGUAUUAUAACUAACGAUAUAGGCAAUUCUAUUAGAGAUAGCGGGAGGCAUUAUGGUAACCAUUGUUGAUCACCUUGUAUUAUGUUUUUACAUUAUCUAUUAUGUCCACCCUUUUGACUUGACCGAUUCAGUUCUGUUAUGUCACAUUUGGUUUUACUCUCUUCCAAAAAAGUAAUAAGAACUGUGGGAGCAAUGAAACCCAAAAUGUGUAAUAGUCAUGGUACAAAAGAGAGGAAAAGAAAGUGCUCCAAACUAUAUAACUGCAUGUAUAUUUAAGUGUAUAAGAUAGAAAAUGAUAUCACAGAGUUUUAUUGGAUCAAUGAACAGAACUGUUUGCAGUAUCAUUGAUGGAAUGUCCACUUUACAAGCUUUAAUUUUGUGACUUGAACAAUUAUUUCUAAGAUGACAAUAUGUAAUCCAUUAACUAGUGAUUUCCUACUGUUCAUUUUUUUUUCUGUAAAUCUGCAUAACUUGUACCCUUUCCCUGCUUUUUUUUUCUUUUCUCCUUAAAUAAAAUUAAAAAAAAAAAAAAAAAAAAAAAA